Molecule: messenger RNA, 1096 nt
Organism: Parnassius apollo (apollo)
Lineage: Eukaryota; Metazoa; Arthropoda; Insecta; Lepidoptera; Papilionidae
Source: the annotation of a GenBank genome assembly
AUGACGGUCGAUGGUGAUGAAAAACCGGAGAGGGAGCGAGUUUUUAUGGACAUUUCAAUUGGAGGUUUGCCUUCCGGUCGCAUCGUCUUCGAGUUGUUUACCGAUGUCGCUCCGAAGACUGCGGAAAAUUUUCGUGCCUUGUGCACAGGUGAAAAGGGAGAUGGAAAAGUAACAGGAAAACCGUUAACGUAUAAGGGAAUGGUAUUUCACCGAGUUGUGAAGGAUUUCAUGAUACAAGGUGGUGAUUUUACAAAUGCUAAUGGUACAGGUGGAGAGUCUAUAUAUGGUGGUACAUUUGAGGAUGAAACAUUUGAACUGAAACAUGAUAGGCCUUAUCUUUUGUCUAUGGCCAAUAGGGGCAAGGAUACUAAUGGAUCACAGUUCUUUAUAACAACACAGCCGGCGCCGCAUCUCGACAAUGUGCACGUAGUGUUUGGCCAUGUGGUGGGUGGAGCGGCUUUAGUGCGUCAGUUGGAGGCGUUGCCCGUCGACAGAAACUCCCGACCUCUACAGGACGUGCUUGUGACUGCUUGUGGACAACUUGUACGGCUCAAAUCAGGUAAAAAGCGCAAACAAGAAAAAGAGAAGGAAAAAGAUGGAAGUGAUGAAGAGUCGGACCAUUCACAAAAGAAGGACAAGAAGAAGAAGAAAGAUAAGAAAAAGAAAAGACAUCACUCGGGUGCAUCAGCAGACGAGGAAGAGGCUGAAGAAGCCCCCUCCCAUCCUCUGGUAAUGACUUCUAAGAUUGACCCUAGAGAAAUACCCGAAGUGCCUACAAACAGGUUCCUUAUGAGGGGAGGUAGAGAUCAGGAUAAGGAAAGGGAUCCCCGGAGGGAUAGAGAAAGGAUGCGGUACCGCGAACGGGAACGCCACAGUUAUACGAGAAGUGGCAGAAUUAUAAAGGGUCGUGGUGUAUUUCGCUACCGCACUCCAUCGCGUUCGCGGUCUCGUUCCCGCUCGGUGACGCCGCCGCACUGGAGGCAGGCUCAGCGCAGAAUCAUCAAGCUCUCCGACUUCGAGGAACGCAUGGACCAGGAACGCGCUGAAAGAGAACUCCAGGAGCCGAAGAAGAGGCCCGCCGAUAAACCUCCUCUUA